Ictidomys tridecemlineatus (thirteen-lined ground squirrel) is the source of this 1107-nucleotide messenger RNA. The record is from RefSeq and is a predicted model, not a curated record. NCBI's taxonomy places the organism in Eukaryota, Metazoa, Chordata, Mammalia, Rodentia, Sciuridae.
AUGGGUUCGGCUUCCAUGUUUGAUGGUUCUAUUCUGGCAGCCAUUGAAAAUGUACUGGUGGUCACUAUUCAGUACCGCCUCACUGGAGACCAGCAUGCCACUGGCAACUGGGGCUACCUGGACCAAGUGGCCGCCCUACGCUGGGUCCAGCAGAAUAUCGCCCACUUUGGAGGCAACCCUGAUAGAGUCACCAUAUUUGGCCAGUCUGCAGGUGGCACUAGUGUGUCCUCACUUGUGGUGUCUCCAAUGUCCCAAGGACUCUUCCAUGGUGCCAUCAUGGAGAGUGGGGUGGCCCUGCUGCCUGACCUUAUCACCAGCUCAUCUAAAGUUGUCUCCACAAUGGUGGCCAACCUGUCUGCCUGUGGGCAAGUAGAGUCAGAGGCCCUGGUGAGCUGCCUCAGGGGCAAGAGUGAACAGGAAAUGCUGGCUAUUACUAAGACCUUCAAGAUCAUUCCUGCUGUGGUGGAUGGGGCCUUCCUACCCAGGCACCCCCAGGAGCUUCUGGCCUCUGCUGAUUUUCAACCUGUUCCGAGCAUCAUUGGUGUCAACAAUGAUGAAUAUGGCUGGAGCAUUCCCAUGGAGUACAUGGGAGACAACGAGGACCCCCACACCCUCCGACUCCAGUUCCAGGAGAUGAUGGCGGACUUCAUGUUUGUGAUGCCUGCACUCCAAGUAGCACAUGAUCAGAGUUCCCAUGCUCCUGUCUACUUCUAUGAGUUCCAGCAUCGGCCCAGCAUGUUGAAGUACAUGAAGCCACCACAUGUGAAGGCUGACCAUGGUGACGAGAUCCUCUUUGUCUUUGGUUCCUUCAUCAGUGGCAUGAGUGUUGAGCUCACUGAGGAGGAGGAGCUGCUGAAAAGGAGGAUGAUGAAGUACUGGGCCAACUUUGCUCGAAAUGGGAUUCUAGAAGAUUUGACAACUCCUGGUUAUGGGCCUGUGUCCCUAGCGGCCCAGAUGCCCAAAAGAGCCCUUCCAGGUCCACAGCUGGACAUCCAGCCUGCUGUGGGCCUGGCCCUGAAGGCCUACAGAUUGCAGUUCUGGACCAAGACUCUGUCUCAGAAGAUCCAGGAGCUAAAAAGGGCUAAGGACAAAUCCACAGAGCUCUAG